Molecule: messenger RNA, 852 nt
Organism: Drosophila elegans
Lineage: Eukaryota; Metazoa; Arthropoda; Insecta; Diptera; Drosophilidae
Exons: 2
Coding region: 202-696 (164 amino acids)
Source: RefSeq, a predicted model, not a curated record
CGGAGAACGACUCUUGCAAUCAUUGUGCACGACACUAUAUAAGUGGAACACCUGAACUUGUCGUAAAUAGCUGGCCUUCGGGGCUGGUCAAUAAAACCGAAUGCGGUACGAGUACGAGUUAUUAGGAAAUGAUCAAUUAGCCGCACUCGGCACUCGAUCAGAGUCGUUGGUUCUUCAGCGGCAGUCAAGAUCGACGCCCAAAUGGAAACACUACGCAAAGUCGCGAGGACGGAGACCAGCUGUCGCCUCUGCUGGGUGCUAUACAUAUUUGUGAUUUCCCUUUAUUGGGGUUACUCGGAGGGUUCUAUUGGAGGCUUCGAUUGGCCCACUCCCGAACCCGAUAUUGGAAUAGACGAGUGCCAUGACGAGUUCACCAUAGCCUGUGCCAAUGCCUCGCUGGUCUACUCCGAUUCCUAUGACCUAUGUGAGUUGAAUGCCAACGAGAGCAUCACACAUCUUGAGGUGGAUGUGGAGCUGGAGCGACUACAAAUCGAGUUGGCCUCCAGUGCGGUGUGCGGAAAUAUGCGGAUCUGCGACACAUUGACUGACGAUCUGGAUUAUUUCAAGUGCAUCAAUGAGAACGGAACUCGAAAUCUGGACAUCUUAACGGAAAUAAGUUAUAAUGCCACAAGUGCGUAUACACGGCUGCAUGAAGACUACGAUGCUGUGCAAAGGACUUUUUGCUCUGCAGUCUAGAUGCCCAGAAAAACUACAUGGACGAUCUAAGGAAUGCUCACAGGGAACUCACCCAGUGCCGAUCGGAAAUCGAUGAACUUAGCGAGUAAUAUCGCUUAUCUGUUACUAUGUAAACAGAAGGUUUAAGGGUGAAUAAACACCAUUUUAUAAAGGCAA